AUGGGAGACGUUAUCGAAUACAACGAUGUUGUACAAGAAAUUAGAGGUGCUUUGAAUCCCGGGAAAUUAAAGCUACAGUCUGAGAAUGUGGUCUUCAAGAAUCUCAAAACUGGUAAAGUGGAUCAGUACACAAGUGGGGAUAUUGAAGCAGUGAACUGGCUGAAGAGAGCUCGUGGGAACUGUUUGAAAAUUAUGCUACAGAAUGGCAUGAUUCAUCGGUAUGAUGGCAUCAAGGAAUCCGAAUAUGAACGGCUCUCGGCUUUUGUGUCAAAAAACUACAACACAUCACUCGAAAAAGUAGAAUGCUCUGUGAAAGGUUGGAACUGGGGUAUUGCCCGAUUUAAUGGCAACGCUCUGAAUUUUGAGGUGGAUAAAAAUAUGGCCUUUGAGAUUCCACUCACCAAUGUUUCCCACACAACCACAAACAAGAACGAAGUGACCCUAGAAUUCCACCAGAAUGACGAUGCAGCCGUCUCAUUGAUGGAGCUUCGUUUCCACAUUCCAUCAGAACUGGAGAAGGACGUUGUCCAAGACUUUUACAAAAAUGUUAUGUCCAAAGCAGACAUUAUCCAAGCCACUGGUGACGCUAUUGUUACAUUUGACCAAGUCCAAUGUCUCACUCCCAGGGGUCGUUAUGAUAUCAAGAUUUACCCCACCUUUUUACAACUCCAUGGUAAAACCUUUGAUUACAAAAUUCCAUAUGCUACUGUAUUGCGACUUUUCUUGCUGCCCCACAACGAUCGGCGCCAGAUGUUCUUUGUGGUCAGCUUGGACCCUCCAAUUAAGCAGGGUCAGACAAGGUACCAUUUCUUGAUUUUGCUCUUCAACAAGGACGAUGAGAUGACAACUGAACUUGCCAUGACAGAAGAAGAAAUCCAGAAGAAGUAUGAAGGCAAGCUUACUCGUGAGAUGUCAGGUCAAGAAUAUGAGGUUAUCAGCAAAAUAUUCAAGGCAGUUGUCAAUCGUAAAAUCACAGUUCCUGGAGGUUUUCUCAGCCAAAAAGGGGACCAGGCAAUUGGUUGUUCCUACAAAGCAGCUACAGGAUUACUCUAUCCAUUGGAGAGGGGAUUGAUAUUUGUCCACAAACCACCAAUUCAUAUUCGUUUUGAUGAAGUGUCUUCUGUCAAUUUUGCCAGAAGUGCAGGAAGCACAAGAUCUUUUGAUUUUGAUGUGGAAACAAAAUCUGGAAAUGUUUACACAUUUGUUGGUAUUGAGAAAGAUGAAUAUGGUAAACUUUACGACUUCAUUCGAGGCAAGAAACUCAGAGUUAAGAACUUUGGUUCUAAAGUGGAGAAAGGUUCUUAUGGUGAUGACAUGGUGGACAGUGAUGAAGAGGAGAACGCAGGUGAACAUGAUGCUUACCUGGAGAGAAUGAAACAAGAAGGACGAGAAAGAGAUGAAGAUGAGUCUGAAGACGAAUCAGGAAUUUUUAUCAUCUUUGCUGAAAAGAAAAGUUUCUGUCUCUUUUCUUUUUUUUCUCUCUCUCUCUCUCUCUUUCUCUCUCUCUCUCUCUUUCUCUCUCUCUCUCUUUUCUCUCUCUCUCUCUUUUUUAUCUCUCUUUUCUCUUCUUUUCUCUCUCUUUUUCUUCUCUCUUUUCUUUUCUCUCUCUCUCUUUUUCUCUCUCUCUUUCUUUUUUUCUCUCUCUUUUUUUCUCUCUCUCUUUUUUUUCUCUCUCUCUUUUUUUUCUCUCUCUCUUUUUUUUCUCUCUCUCUUUUUUUCUCUCUCUCUUUUUUUCUCUCUCUCUUUUUUUCUCUCUCUUUCUUUCUCUUCUUUUUUUUCUCUCUCUCUUUCUCUUUCUCUUUUUUUUUCUCUCUCUCUCUUUUUUCUCUCUCUCUCUUUUUCUCUUUUCUUUUUUUUCUUUUUUUUCUCUCUCUUUUUUUCUCUCUUUUUUCUUUCUCUCUUUUUUCUCUCUCUCUUUUUUUUUCUCUCUUUUUUCUUUUUUUUUUUCUCUCUCUUUUUUUUUUUCUCUCUCUCUUUUUCUCUCUCUCUCUCUUUUUUCUCUCUUCUCUUUUUCUCUCUCUCUUUUUUUCUCUCUCUCUUUUUUCUCUUCUCUCUCUUUCUCUCUUUUUUUUUUUCUCUCUUUCUUUUUUUUUUUUUUUCUCUUUUUUUUUUUUUCUUUUUUUUCUUUUUCUCUUUUUUUUUUUUUCUUUUUCUCUUUUUCUCUUUCUUUUUUUCUUUUUUUCUCUCUUUUUUUCUUUUUCUCUCUUUUUCUCUUUUUCUUUUCUUCUUUCUCUCUUCUUUUUUUCUUUUCUCUCUUUUUCUCUUCUCUUUUUUUUUUUCUUUUCUCUCUCUCUUUCUUUCUCUCUCUUUCUCUCUUUUUCUCUCUCUCUUUUUUUCUUCUCUCUCUCUUUUUCUCUCUCUUUUUUUCUUCUCUCUCUCUUUUUCUUUUCUUUUUUUUCUCUCUUUUUUUUCUCUUCUUUUUCUCUCUUUUUUUUCUCUUUUUCUUUCUUUUUUCUCUUUCUUUCUUUUUCUCUUUUUUUCUCUCUUUUUCUCUUUCUUUCUUUCUUUUUUCUCUCUUUCUCUUUUUUUCUCUUUCUUUUUUUUCUCUUUUUUCUCUCUCUCUUUUCUCUCUCUUUUUUUCUCUUCUCUCUUUUUUUUCUCUCUCUUUCUUUUCUCUCUUUUUUUUUUCUCUUUUUCUUUCUUUCUCUUUUUUUCUCUUUUUCUUCUUUCUCUCUUUCUCUCUUUUUUUCUCUCUUUUUUUUCUUUCUCUUUUUUCUCUCUCUUUCUCUUUCUCUUUUUUUUCUCUCUUUUUCUCUCUUUCUCUUUCUCUCUUUUCUCUUUCUUCUCUUUUUCUCUCUCUCUUUUUCUCUCUCUCUUUUUUUCUCUCUCUCUCUUUCUUUCUUUUUCUCUUUUCUCUCUUUUUCUCUCUCUCUCUCUCUCUCUCUCUUUCUCUCUUUCUUUCUCUCUUUCUCUCUCUUUUUUCUCUCUCUUUUCUCUUUCUUUUUUCUUCUCUUUUCUUUUUCUUUUUUCUCUCUCUUUUUUCUUUUUCUCUCUUUCUUUUUUUUCUCUCUCUAA
Messenger RNA from Acanthosepion pharaonis, 3015 nucleotides. The record is from the annotation of a GenBank genome assembly. Lineage: Eukaryota; Metazoa; Mollusca; Cephalopoda; Sepiida; Sepiidae.